CAGCUGCUAUGGAGCCUGUUCCGGCAAUUGUAUGUGUCUUCCCAAAGCGUGGAAGACGUGGAUAUAGUGGUCAUUGGUAACUGACCUGCAUCAGGCCGCGGAUUCAUCAGUAACGCCCAGCGACUCCCAGUUCAACAACGGAUUUGAUCCAGAAGAUGAAUUCGCCCAGACGCGGGGACCCGAUGACUUGUUCGACGACGAUUUCACCCCCAUGACCGAACCGGUUAUUGAAGCCCAGCCACAACCUCCACCUGAACCCUUACUACCGGAACCCGCCGAGCCUAGAAAACCCAAGGGCGCCCGAAGAGGAGGUGCAACGGGAGUAAAUGGCCAAGGCAAAGGGGAAAGCCCUGCGAGCGCGGGAACACCUGAUGUGGCGAAGCAAAUCGCGAAUGCCACCAGAGCAUCGGCAGUCAGGGGGGAUCGUUCAGCGACAGGUGGCCCUAAGCGACUUACCGAAGAAGAACUGUCGGCAAAAUUGCAAGCCAUGCAGCUAAAAAACGAAUCGCUGCUCGCCGCCCACGCUCGCGCCGAGGCGGACCUGGCAUCAUUCGAGGCGCGAGAAGCCGAGGCGGCCCGAAAACAAGUUGUCGACCGACAGAACCGACAGCAGAUGAUGGGGGAGCGGGAGCGAAACCGACAACGGAAACUCAAAGCGGUCGGAGGACGAGAAUGGGAUGCCGAGAAGAAAGAGGAAGACUUCGCCGAAUCCCGUCGCGUGGCCCGAAGGGGAGCACACGGUGGUGUGGUGGGUGGGCAUCCGGCCUCGGCGGCGCCGGAGGAUGGCGGUGCCGAAGAUGGAUCAAGGUCUUAUGCCUCGAGAGGUCGUGGCCAAGGGCGAGGGAGGGGGAGAGAGGGACGGGGUGGGCGAGGAGGCCGAGAUGUUAGCCGCGGGGGGGAGAAAUCUGUGAAGGAGAAACAGCAGGCGCCUCCAACCGCAUCGGAUUUCCCCGAUCUCCCUGCCACCUCGAAGGACACAGAACCUGAAGUGAACCCUCCGACGAAACUAGAGUUUCCCAUAAAGCCAGCUAACGACGCGGAGAAGGUGGCAAUCAUCGACAAAUCAAAGGCAAACGCAACCAACGAUACCGACAUUCUCACAACCCUGUCGCCUGCGGGGGAGAAGAAAUCCUGGGCUGAUCAGGUGGAGGGAACAUUAUCGCCGUAAUGGGCCUCCGCUUUGCUGGACCGCAAAAGUUUUGGAUUGCCGUCUUAUGAGCAGUAGUAGCAUUUGGAGUAGUCACGUUGGCAUUUCGUUAUAGUCCACGUUACCUAGUUAAUGGCAUUGAUACCCCAACCAAACACUCGAAGAUACGAAGCGCAAGCAGGUGGCUAACGUAUCAUGGUAUUACGAA
This is a messenger RNA of Eremomyces bilateralis CBS 781.70, 1355 nucleotides long. RefSeq lists its product as uncharacterized. Lineage: Eukaryota; Fungi; Ascomycota; Dothideomycetes; Eremomycetales; Eremomycetaceae. The record is from RefSeq and is a predicted model, not a curated record. Bases 212 to 1168 code for a protein of 318 amino acids. The transcript has 2 exons.